GCGAUUCGCGCGCGAGUUAUCGGGAGUGACGAGCGCCACGCGUUUCUUGCAAGGAUGCGUCGUUAAGCAGUUACCAGAAACCGCGACGAACGUCGUAGUCGUCAGGAGUUGACGCAGCGGAUUCGUGCGAUCGUCGCGCGAUGACCGUUACGAGUCACCGUGUUUUCGGACCACCAGCGGAAUGAUCUCGCGAAUCGACGAAUCGUCAUCGGGAGUGCCGUGAGUGAAUCCGCGCGUGUUUCGUGACGAAACGUUAUGAAGUAGCCGCCGUGAGUCUCGGGGAUCGAGAGGAAUCGAGAGGGAUCAUCGGGUGUUCGUCAGGUUACGGCGUAGUUCGGGAUUCAUCUCGCCGUGUCUUGUGCUUUCGAACCCGGCAAAGUCAGAUGAAAGAAUGAUUUUCCCGCUGAAGAAACCAAUAUGACGUGCAGAACGGAAUCGUCGACGCUCAAGAUUGCGUAAAGUUUCUCACGAGAAAAAUUUCCGCCCGCUCGCCGGAAGUUGCGCUGCAGUCUUGAAUGCAUCCCGAGGAAAGAGAAGAGAGAUCGGCCCGGAAUGGUAUUACCAAGUAGAGAGAAAGAAAGAAGAGAGAGGAAGGGAACGGCGAAAUAUUCUCCCCGUUGUCCUGCCAGGCCUCCGAGCCUCUGCCGGUUUCGGAUGAAAGCAUAAGAAUUAUUAACACCGAAGGCACUCGCGAGACACAGUGAUAUUACGUCGGUUUUCCAAAGGCAGCUGCAGUCGUUGUUACCGCUGCUUACCUGACGAAAAACACUUUCACACACGAUUAAGGUACAAGUACCAAUUCCCGGGCACAUCGGGAAAGAAAUAUAUGGUACACCUAACCAGAACUAUUUAGUUGCAAACAACAUAGUUGCAUCGCCAUUGUUAUGUUUGUUUAAUGGUAACGUACAUGGUUGAGAUAUGACUCAAUUACUUUGGUACACCGAUUACAUCAGUGUAGUUGCGUGUGAUUGUGUCAACCGAAAAUCGGUUGGGAUUGGCAUUUACUAUGGAUACAUUCUGAUUGGAGUAACUAGAUAUCGUCAUUGCUGCAAUAACUCAGCAAUUGCUCUAUGAUUGCAGCAAUUAUAUAACUCAUUGUUCCGCAUUUUCCUGUUGAAUCCAGUUGGCACGACUAGAUUGAUGUGUGAUAAUGUUUUCUCGUGCAACCAAUCCAGGACAUCUUUACUGUUUUGGUCUUUUUAAAUAUGAAUAUUUAAACAGUCAACAUAUAAAAUAUAUACACGUAACAUAAAACGUAUGUACACAUACAUUGAAUAUAUACAUGUAUUCUCUAUGUUGAAAGUUUAAAUGUUCCUAAGUAUUUAAAGACCAAAACAAUAGGAAUGUCCGGGCUUGGGUGUCCGGGUAUUGGUACUUUUACCUCAUCUUCCCAUUAGUUAAGACAACAACAAGCAGUAAUAAUGAUUAUUAUUCUUUUUGUCAUGACAACAAUAAUGAUGAAUACUUUGCCCACGUUUCGGGAUCGAGAGCCUCUUCGGGAGGAUGUUGAAACGCGAGCUAUUACACGGCGAUUCGCACUAACUCGCGGAAAUUGGUGAUGAAUGCACGCGAUGCGCGGUUUAAUUGGAUCGGCAUUUCCGAGAGCUAUCUAUCCACCGGUCGCAACUGGUUCGGCCGAGCCGUUGCGCGUCGAUUGCACUCGUGCGCCCUUAUCAUUAUCACGGCCGAAACACCGGCCGAUUCGGCUUUCGCGCUUUCAUUAUUAACCGAAUCGAUGUCGACGUCGAGCGUCGCCCGCACGAUAUUCCCAGAUGUCCCUCCCGCCUACUUAUCAUUAUACGCAGUAAUAGGAGCACAAUGGUGAAUUCCCGCGGCAGCCGGAUUUCGGACGUGCGUGGCGCACGGGGAUGCCCGACAUUCACGGCGUGAUAGUACGGAUCUCUCUCUGGACGAGAUACACGAUCUUCUGGGAAAUUCAGUUCACUGAAAGCUGGCGCGGCGUUUCUCGGGGCCUUUGACUGCCUUGAUCCACUACUGCAUGGUCGACGACGAAGAAGGGAAAGAGAAGGAGAAGGAAGGGAAACCGAAUCGCCAACGUACUACGUAGGCCUGUUACGCCCAAUGAAUGACGCAUCAGGCGUGUUACGUGCAGUGCGUUCCGUACCGCGCGAGUGUGCACACGUGUUACCUGCGGUCUCGACGCUGCAGAAGCAACAAGAAGAGGGAAAGAGAGAGCAAGACGCGGAUCCUCCUCGGAAACUAUGACGUCCAACAACGUCGUGGUAUUGUGCGCGUUGCUGUUGUGCGGCGCAAUAGGUACCGAAGCGAUACGCUGUUAUCAAUGCAGCACCGACACCGACCCUAAAGGUGAGGACAUUUGCGGUGCUUACACGAAAUUCGACAAGGAGAGGAACGUGCCGAUCGAGUGUAACAGCGAGGAGUCGAGUAUGCCGGGUACCUUCUGCGUGAAGUUGACCGAGCAGAGCCCGCGUGGUUUCAUCUGGGACGGUAGAUGGCGGCAAGUGGUCCGGCGAUGCGCCUCUGUCGCCAGCACUGGAGUGACAGGAGUCUGUAACUGGGGCGUCCGUGAGAAUGGCGUUUUCUGGCAAGAGUGCUAUUGCUCCGAGGACGCAUGUAACGCAGCAUCCAGCUUGUCGCUCGCCACACUGCUCGUCACGACGUGCGCCGUCGCACUCGCGCUAUUUUACUUUAAAAGGAUAUCGCAAAUCAUGAACAUGGUUGCGGAUAGCGGACUGACGCGUUUCGAAAUGUUGAUGCUUGUGGCGAGAUUGACCUGUGUCACAGCGAUCGGAUUUUUCAGCAUGAAGUGGAUCAUGAGUCAGUUGGAUCCGACCAACAGCAGUAAAAAGCGAGCUAAGAAAAAGGCUCGCGAACAAUUACGUAAAUUGGCUGAGACAGACAGUCACGCGCGGUCCUUUGAUUUGGAGCAACUAACAGAUUAUGAGGUAAUAAUAGCCACUCACCUGGUGGACCCAAACGACAUCAAGGUGUCGUGGAACAACAUUGCUGGUCUGGAGAACGUCAUUCAAGAGCUCAAAGAGACUGUUAUAUUGCCCAUAGAAAGGAAGGAGCUGUUUGAGGAUUCCCAGCUAACGCAAGCUCCCAAGGGAGUAUUGUUGCAUGGCCCACCAGGUUGUGGCAAGACCAUGAUCGCAAAGGCUACCGCUAAAGAGACAAAGACACGCUUUAUAAACCUGGAUGUUAGCAUCCUUACUGACAAAUGGUAUGGAGAGAGUCAGAAACUAACUGCUGCUGUUUUCUCUUUAGCAGUAAAGCUGCAGCCUUGCAUCGUCUUCAUCGAUGAGAUUGAUUCGUUCUUGAGAGUGCGCAAUACGCAAGACCAUGAAGCUACGGCGAUGAUGAAGGCUCAGUUCAUGUCCCUAUGGGACGGUUUGAUAACCGAUCCUUCGUGUACGGUAAUUAUAAUGGGAGCCACUAACAGACCUCAGGAUUUAGAUAGAGCAAUUCUGCGGCGUAUGCCAGCGACUUUCCACAUUGGCUUACCGAAUGAACAACAACGAUUAGACGUGUUGAAGUUAAUACUGCGGAACGAACCGAUAGCUGAUAACGUGGAGAUCUCGACUUUGGCAAGGCAAACCGAAGGCUUUUCCGGAUCGGAUCUACAAGAGCUUUGUCGGAACGCAUCCAUCUAUCGUAUUAGAGAUUACCUACACACGCACGAUGGGUCCAGCUCAUCGCAUGCUGCAGACGAAGAGGAGUAUCACGACGCAGUACGGCCCAUUACGAUGGAGGAUCUACUCAAGUCGUUCAAAAACAUGCGAAUGUCGAAACUGCACACGGGCAUAUUCGGCGCGGCGAAGCCACCGGAACUAGAUUAAAGAAAGAAAAAAAGGAAAAAUUGUUCCGAUGUAUCGUUAGUUGUCUAUGAAUCCUUCUGACGAUUUUUCACGUUGUAUUGACUUGCAAUGUGAGAUUCUAUUUUGCGUUGAUUUCCUUCCGGUUAGUAAAUGUUAGGUUAGUAAAUUUUUAUCGGCUUUAUCCGGAGAUAUGUUGGAGUAGUUUAAAGAAUCAUAAUUUAGAUAGCAUUUCAACCAUUUCACGAUAAAAAGAAAAGACAUCGUAUAGAUAAAUUUUUUAAUGAGAUAAAAUGAAGCUAUGCUCGAUGAGGAAUAUCGUGACAUCAAACUUGCACGAUAAUAACGUAUGACAAAAGAGAGCAAGUUAGGAAAAGAGAGAGAGAGAGAAUAAUGAUAUAUAUUCAGAUAUUUAUGUUUGCGCGAAGAAAUCUCAGUUUUCUAUGAUAUUUUAAAUGCUAUCCUGCAUUUAUGUUUCUGCAAAAUUAUUCAAUUCAGAAUGAUAUAAUUUAUUUUGAAAUUAGAAAUAUAAUAAUAUAUACGCCCAAAGUCUCUAUCAUAUGCAUCGAAUGUACAAUAGUAUUAAAUUACGAGAAGAGUUCAUUUAUUUAGAUAGAACGAUUUUGAAUAAUGCUCAGCCUGUGUGAUAGGUUGAGCCGAUAAAGGAAACGAUAAGUUUCGUUUAUUGUUAGUUAUAUCGUUCAGAUCGACACAAAAGCGACACGCGUACGGUUUUAUGCGUUCGCUCGUUUGAGUCCGGAAAUCUGAGGCUCCAGUGUACCUUAUUCUUAUAACAUAAUCUUACAUGUAACGCAUUUGAUCGGUUUAAGAAGUGGCACACAAAAUGCAUUUCCGUCAUAAAUAAAUUAACAUUUAAAUUAAAAACUGGAACUAUAAACUGGAAUUAUGAAAAUUAUUUAUAUUAAAACUAAAUUAUUGAUAUGAUCUCUCUAGUAUUUAAUUAUUCGAGUAUAUUUAGAUCGCGAUAUCGUUCGUAUAUUUUGUACUUUAAAUAUAGAGAGGCAUUUAGGAGGAUAUAAAGAAAAAAGAAAUCUUAAGAUAUUUUUAAGUCGAACAUGUUACAUAUCGAAAAAGGAUUCUUUUGUGUCUCAGUUUCAAUUUCAGCUGUAAUCACGCGCGUUUUAUGUAAUACAAAUGCACAUUGAUAUAUUUUCCUCUUUCUUCCAAUCUUCUAUUUUUCUUUUCUUUUUACAAGCUGUUACGGACACGACCUUAACAUUUAUGUGCCAUUCGCGAUUUUAUUUCAGACCGGCGAUUAUGCCUUAACACUUAGUGCGAUUAUGAUUUUCAAUUGUCCGGAUAUUAAAGAGUACGAUUACGAAUCGUAAUGUACUUAACAAUAUAAAUGUUAAAACAUAUAUGCCGAUCUUGUACAUAUAUGUAAAAAAAGCAAAAUACACAGUACAUUGUUUAAUAUAGAAGUUAUCAAGAAACGCUCAUUUCAGACUUUAUUCAGCAACAAUUAACUUAAUUGGGGAAUUGCUCCAUUGUUAUCACUUUAAUGCAACAUAAAAUAAGAAAAUAUUGAAAGAGCACUGAGAUUACGCCAAAAAAAAAAGAAUAAAUUUGCAAAACAUUUCGAGAUUAAGCGCCAAAAACAAGUGGAUAAUAUGAAAUAUGUAUAUAUGUAGUUAAUGGAAAACAAAGCAGAGAAAUGUGUGACAGUGAACGUGACAAGCAUUGAAAUAAAAACGGAAGAGAGAGAA
Molecule: messenger RNA, 5524 nt
Organism: Odontomachus brunneus
Lineage: Eukaryota; Metazoa; Arthropoda; Insecta; Hymenoptera; Formicidae
Product: ATPase family AAA domain-containing protein 1-B-like
Biological process (GO): sleep; positive regulation of voltage-gated potassium channel activity; regulation of synaptic transmission, cholinergic
Cellular component (GO): mitochondrial outer membrane
Molecular function (GO): ATP binding; ATP hydrolysis activity
Source: RefSeq, a predicted model, not a curated record